This is a messenger RNA of Rotaria sp. Silwood1, 510 nucleotides long. NCBI's taxonomy places the organism in Eukaryota, Metazoa, Rotifera, Eurotatoria, Philodinida, Philodinidae. The record is from the annotation of a GenBank genome assembly.
AUGAUAAUAGAUAAUUCACCUGAUGAAAAACUUCAUCAUAUAAUUGAUGGUGUUUAUAUUGGUUCACAAGAUUCAGCGUUUAAUAUAGCAGCUCUCAACGAGUGCAAAAUUACACAUAUACUUAAUGUAGCUACUGGAAUCAAGAAUGCAUUUCCUGACCAAUUCAAAUAUUUAAAUAUUGAAUUAUUAGAUGUACCUGAAACAAAUAUUCACAAAGUGUUUACACGUACAAACGAAUUCAUACAACAAGCAGUUACUAAUAAUGGACGUGUUUUAAUUCAUUGUAAUGCUGGUAUAUCGCGUAGUGCUAGUAUAGCAUUAGCUUAUUUACUGGGAAUACAUCGCAUGAAAUAUGAAGAUGCAUAUCAAUUAUUAAAAACAACACGUUCGAAUAUUAAACCAAAUGACGGAUUUGUACAACAAUUGAAACAGUAUGCUGAAGAAAUAGCGCAAUCCAAUGAAAAUAAUGCACCGUUGUCAGAUGAUAUUAAACAGGUUCCUAAUGAAUGA